Molecule: messenger RNA, 1584 nt
Organism: Desarmillaria tabescens
Lineage: Eukaryota; Fungi; Basidiomycota; Agaricomycetes; Agaricales; Physalacriaceae
Product: catalase
Exons: 6
Coding region: 1-1584 (527 amino acids)
Biological process (GO): response to hydrogen peroxide; hydrogen peroxide catabolic process
Cellular component (GO): peroxisome; cytoplasm; mitochondrion
Molecular function (GO): catalase activity; heme binding
Source: RefSeq, a predicted model, not a curated record
AUGCCUUCUAAGCAAGUCUUCUCGACGCCCGACAACGCUCUCUACACCACCUCCAACGGCGCACCCGUCUCCGAGCCGUACGCUGCACAGCGAGCAGGUAUCAAUGGCCCUCUGCUGCUCCAGGACUUCCACCAUAUCGACCUUCUCGCCCACUUCGAUAGAGAACGUAUUCCUGAGCGUGUCGUCCACGCCAAGGGCGCAGGUGCUCACGGGUACUUUGAAGUCACCCACGACCUCUCGGACAUCACGUCGAACAGUCUCUUGACGUCGCUAGGGAAGAAGGUGCGCGCGACGGUCCGCUUCAGUACCGUUGGCGGUGAGUCUGGUAGUGCCGACACUGCUCGUGAUCCACGAGGCUUUGCUAUGAAGCUUCGCACCGACGAAGGCAACAUGGACUGGGUAUUCAAUAACACGCCCGUUUUCUUCAUUCGCGAUCCCGCCAAGUUCCCGCACUUCAUCCAUACGCAGAAGAGAGACCCGCAGACGCAUCUCAAAGAUCCAGAUAUGUUCUGGGAUUAUCUUGGUCAGAACCCAGAGAGUAUCCAUCAAAUCAUGAUUUUGUUCAGUGACCGUGGGACGCCUGAUGGUUUCCAUAACAUGCACGGAUAUUCGGGCCAUACCUUCAAAUGGUUGAAGGAAGACGGCUCGUUUGUAUACACGCAAGUUCACGUUCGCGCCGAUGGUGGUUUCAAGAGUCUUGACGAUGCAACCGCUGGCAAGUUGGCUGGGUCCAACCCUGACUAUGGUAUUCAAAGUAUGUUCGAGGCCAUCGAAUCUGGCAAUUAUCCGUCAUGGACUCUAUACGUCCAAACGAUGACGCCUGAGCAGGCUGAGAAGUUCCGCUACAAUAUUCUGGAUCUCACCAAAGUUUGGCCGCACAAGGAAUUCCCGCUUCGCCCAUUCGGCAAGCUGGUCCUGAACGAAAAUCCACAGAACUACUUUGCUGAGAUCGAACAGGCCGCGUUUUCUCCGUCGCAUCUUACUCCUUACAUCGAACCUUCGGCAGAUCCAGUUCUUCAGUCGCGUUUGUUUUCCUACCCCGACACUCACCGUCACCGACUCGGCACGAACUAUCAGCAGUUACCUGUUAACGCGCCUAUCGUGCCCGUGGCGAACUUCCAAAGGGAUGGGCCACAGACUUUCGUCAGUCAAGGAGCAAGACCCAAUUACCAGAGUAGUAUUAGUCCAUUGAGUUACAAGGGUAGAAAGGCGACGCUUGAUGGGCAUGUGAGGGAUCAAGAUAGGAUUGCCAAGCAUGAGAACUUUAUCGGGUCGGCCUACAGGGACUUACAUGAGAUUAACGAACUGGACUUUGAGCAGCCUCGUGCCCUGUGGGCCAAGGUUUGGAACGACCAGCAACGUGAGGCAUAUGUACAGAAUGUCGCAGCUCAUUUCGGUAACGUCAAGAGCCCUGAGGUUAAGGCUAGACAACUCUCUGUAUGGGCGGCCGUUGACCAAGGCCUGUCUGACCGCAUUGCUAAGGCAAUCGGCCAUCCAUCUGUCAAGCCUCUUGCCUGCAAGCCCGCGAACGAGGCAGUUCAGUUUAAGGCAAACAUUGGGUUCGCGGCUAAGCAGAGGUUGUAA